Hevea brasiliensis (rubber tree) is the source of this 944-nucleotide messenger RNA. RefSeq lists its product as uncharacterized. The coding region runs from base 387 to 791 and encodes 134 amino acids. NCBI's taxonomy places the organism in Eukaryota, Viridiplantae, Streptophyta, Magnoliopsida, Malpighiales, Euphorbiaceae. The transcript has a single exon. The record is from RefSeq and is a predicted model, not a curated record.
AAAUUUCGGUAAGAAUUUUUCUAUUUUUAAUUGAUCCAAUGCGUUGAACAAUUCCCAGCCGGAAGGAAUGGCUAUAAUCACCAGUGGGCGAGGGUAUAACGGGAAUGUAAUCUCUCAGCCCCGUUAGACGAGGCAGUUGGCACAAACGACCAAGAAUUGGUCGACCAAAUCGUCUGUCUGUUCCCUUUCAGACCGUUGUUGAUUACCAAAUCCUACAGCCCUGUCAUCGAUUCAUUGCGGAUCGUCUAAUUUCCUCUCUUCCUCCAAAUCCUUUGCUUUCGAUUCCUUUCCUAUACUCAUCCAAUAGCCUCCUCGACAAGCUAGGGUUAGGGCGAGUCGCCAGUUAACCUCCACAGAAUUUUUCCGUUUACGUAAGAAGUAAUUUGAUGAAUCCAUCGCUGCCCAAGUUCUCAAUUUUGGCCUUGUUAUGUCUUGCUGUUGCCAUUUGUGGUCUCUGCUUGCCGAUCGCGCAAUCCAAGCCUGAAGAUGGAGUCGUGAUUCAGCAAAUCACUAGCAAAGAGGGCGGCGGCGGCGGCGGGUGCGCUGGAGUCACCGCUCCAGCGUCAUGUCCAAUCAAUUGCUUCCGCGUCGACCCCGUCUGCGGUGUCGAUGGAGUGACAUACUGGUGUGGGUGUGCUGAUGCUUUGUGCGCUGGUACUCCGGUCGCUAAAUUAGGGGCUUGUGAGCUGGACAAUGGUGGCAACGGUUCUCUUCCUCGUCAGGCGCUUCUUUUGGUCCAUAUUCUCUGGCUCAUAUUACUCGGUUUUUCUUUGCUAUUUGGUCUUUUCUAAUUUGAAAGAAGCAAAAUUUAUCUUUCCUUUUAUUCUUUUGCUGCUGUUGUAUGAGGCCGGUUUGGCAUAGUUAGACAUUGUGCGAGAGAUUUCUUUCAUGUAUGUGUAGUAGAAAUUCUUGAAUUAAUAACAACUGCAAUAUGAUUCUUUGCA